AUGGACACACUCCGGGUGGUCAUUGCUCUUCCCAGCAGUACAUACGAAGAGUUUUCUUCUCCCAUCAGUCAGCUCUGCAUUUAUCCCUUUGGACUAAACUGUGAGGGUGGAAAAACCCAGGAGCCCUGGAGUCAAGUCUUAGAGGCCACUAACUUUGGCCAUGCUUGUCCCCAGAUCAUUCUGUCUGACCUACCUGAUGCAGACAAGUGGGCUGCCAAUAGGCCUCUGUCAGAAGAUUGUCUCUUUCUCAACAUUUGGGCACCCCAUCCACAGCCCUCUACACCAGCUCCUGUUCUUGUCUGGAUACAUGGAGGGGGUUACUAUUUCAUUGGCACAGGUUCCCUGGACUUCUAUAAUGGGGCUUCCUUAGCUGCGACUGAGAACGUCAUUGUGGUCUCCAUGAAUUACCGUCUGGGAGCUCUGGGCUUCCUUUACCUACCACCAGCUGUCCCAGGAAACAUGGGGCUGUGGGAUCAACAGCUGGCCCUGACCUGGGUGAAGGAGAAUGCAGCUGCCUUUGGUGGAGAUCCAAAUCGAGUGACCAUUUUGGGCCACAGUGCUGGAGCAGCCUCUGUGGGCUUCCAUCUUCUUUCACCAAAAAGCGAGUCUCUUUUUGCUCAUGCUGUGCUUCAGAGUGGAGCUCCCAAUGCCAUCUGGGCUUGGUCAAGUCCUGAUGAGGUCAAGCAGAAAUCUCUUCUUUUUAGCAAGCUGAUGGGUUGCAAGGAAGGCAAUGAAAGUGAAAUUGUGACCUGCUUACAAGGAAAAACUACUGAAUUUCCUCAGAAUGAAGCAUCCAUCCAUACAGUAAGUAAUGUUCCUGUGGCCCCUCCAUUUUCACCAACAAUAGAUGGUGAUUUUUUACCUGAUGAUCCACAAAAGCUUCUGGAGAUGGGACGCAUUCAGAUUAAACCAACUCUCAUUGGUUUUACUUCUGAUGAAGGGUCAAUAUUUACGCUGUUGCUUUUUCCUGGCACCAAUCGCAGUCUCAUCUCUUUGAAACUAUUUCAAACAGUGAUACAACUGGCAUUGCAAAACGUGACUGAUGCUGCUGCCCAGGCUAUUGCACUGAAAUACGCUGAAGACAUUGACAUUCCAGUACUAAACUUCUCCUCCCUGUCACAAGCUUUGGGUGAUUCCCUCUUUGUAUGCCCAGCAGCUCAAUUUGCUGCAAAGAGCAGAGAAGCUGGGAGUCCCGUUUACACUUAUUCCUUCAGUCAUCGUACCCCUGGCUCUCUCUGGCCUGAGUGGGCAGGGGCACCUCAUGGUACUGAGGUACCUUAUAUGUUUGGGACCCUUGACUCAGCAUUGGGUGUCAACCAAACAUGCAGAGAAGCUGAGGCAGAACUGAGUCAUCGGGUGAUGCGGUACUGGGCAGAAUUUGCAAGAAGUGGGAAUCCAACAGGGCCAGAGGUCAGUGAAGUAGCAUGGCCACUCUAUAAUGCUACACAGCAGAAUUUCUUCCAUUUAGGUACUGAGCCUUCUGAGGUUUUGCAGAUCUCACCUGCUCGACACUGUGAUCUUUUAAAAAGACUAUCUGGAAAUCCAAAGAUAAAAGAAGAGGAAUCUACUUUCCCAGGCAAGGAGAAAGAUGGAGUGUCCAGUCUGCAGCAACAGGAAUCUCCAUGAAUGAUCACUUGGAAAGCCUGGUUACCUCAUGCUAUUCUCUUGAUAAGAACAGUCACAGAAGUCUUUCUAAAUAUCCUGUUGACCAAUUUCCACCAAGCAAGAACCACCUUACUUUGUUCUCUCUCCAGUUACACACCACUUUCCCCCACCCCAGAUUUAGGUCUUAUGAGAAGGGGCAAGGUUUCCAGCCUCUCUUCCAUGCACUUCUCUCAGAAAUCAAAAUGUGUAUCCCAGCUUGCUCACAUCUUGACUGCAAUUUGGUUGAUUUAAACCAUGGCUUAAACCUUGGUUAAAUCAUAUGACUUUUUAAAGACCACUCUUGUUUUUUUAAAAAAAUGGUUAUUCAUCAGUUAGCUCUCCACAUUUUCUGAUGCUUUAUCCACAGAUUCAACCAUCCAAGUCUUCAAAUAUGUGUGUGUGUGUGUGUGUGUGUGUGUGUGUGUGUGUGUAUGUAUGUAUAUAUAUAUAU
Sceloporus undulatus (fence lizard) is the source of this 2095-nucleotide messenger RNA. Its product is annotated as acetylcholinesterase-like. Gene Ontology annotation, molecular function: acetylcholinesterase activity. Gene Ontology annotation, cellular component: plasma membrane. Gene Ontology annotation, biological process: choline metabolic process; acetylcholine catabolic process. The record is from RefSeq and is a predicted model, not a curated record. Lineage: Eukaryota; Metazoa; Chordata; Lepidosauria; Squamata; Phrynosomatidae.